Messenger RNA from Meyerozyma guilliermondii ATCC 6260, 3594 nucleotides. It is a transcript of the gene SFI1, whose product is annotated as Sfi1p. The record is from RefSeq and is a predicted model, not a curated record. NCBI's taxonomy places the organism in Eukaryota, Fungi, Ascomycota, Pichiomycetes, Serinales, Debaryomycetaceae. The transcript has a single exon. Bases 1 to 3594 code for a protein of 1197 amino acids.
AUGUCGCUGUUGCUAGCACUUGAAUUGAUAGUGCGCAGCAUUGAGCACAUCCAGUCCUGGUCAGGGACACCGCUGGAUUUCGGAAACCUGAUCUAUGACGUGAUGGUGCGUCUUCUUCGACUAUUAAAUUACAAUGAAGAAGCACAAAUUGAGCUUAGGUUUACUGUUAAUCGUCAACAGCACGUAAUUCUGGACUUUUUCGUGUUAUAUACGCCUUCUGGCAAUCAAAACCAACUUGAAAAAAUCGACCUAGUUGAACAGAUCAAGAACUACAAGUACGAACAUGUUGAUAAUCACACCCAGCUGUUGGUGCAAUUGCUCAAUGAAGUUGACCUGGACAGACUGGACAUAGUUGCGAGUCUCGUGAACCUUUUUGAGUUUUUUGUCCAUGUACAUCGAACGGCUGAAGAUGCCCUCAUCGAUUACUUGGCUCGAUGUGUGGACUACGAGAUCCAACACGCCUCAAUUAUGCGGUCCAAUGCUGGAAUGAUUCUUGAGGAAGAUGUGACAGAGCAGCUAAUUGAAAAACUUGAUCUGGUGGGCGACAUCGCAAGACCUAUUGCUGAAAACCACCGAGAAAAUGCUAUUCACACGGUCAUGCCUCCUUCCUUAGAUCUUCAAUCUAAUGAUCCCGUGUUACUUGAAUUUUACCAGUUCUUCCUAGAGAUACUAACUUACAAGUAUGAAGGAAAAAGUGGCACUGUUCGUGACUAUAAGCGAUACAUACGGAUCAUGGUUAAUCUCUACAUGCGCUCACGAGCUGUUGGUUCCCUUGAACUCGACACUUUUGAAGUCAAAGAGGAAAAGGUGAACUUCUUAUAUGACUUCAUGAACCAGGAAAUUGUGAAAACUACUGACCGGUUGUUGGUUCGGGCCGCCAACAAGGCAUUUGAUGAUCUCAAAUUGCUACGCCAACAAAAACCGACCAUCAACCAACCUCCUUCCAACAUGCAAAUCAGCGGUGAGGACUUUGUGCUUUCAAAGUCUGAGCGGACCGCAAUCAUAUCCCACGUUCGUGAAUUUAUCCCAGAUCUAAAUGAUUUCAAUUUUUUCUUCGAUCCCAAUUUCCCAAUACUUUUGCAUACAUACUUCGAUCUCGUGUUCGUGGAAAUGAAGGAAAGGGUUUCAGCAGGUGACUGUCUGUUUGUAAGCAGUCUCAAACGUUCAAUUGACCAGAUUGUAAGCUUCAACUAUGGCGAUGACCUCGUUGAUAUCAAGUCUGCAGUUAUGCAGUUUUAUGACCUUCAUUCGCAACUUAUUGAAUCCCAGUCUACAUUUCUAAUGAGAGCGGCGUACAUGAUGUUUACACGAUGCUUUUCCACGCUUCGUUCCCACUUCAAACUUUGGCAUUUAAAGGCACUCAAGUUUGCUCAUGAUCGCCAUGUUUUGCAGGAGAAAUGGAAGAUAAAUACCCGAACUCGAAAAAAGUACCUCACCAUCUGGAUCGGAAGAACAACACAGAGACAAAAGGUUAUGGCAGUAGCUUCAUCGUACUCUGCGAGUCUGCUUGAAACAUUAACUUUUCACAAGUGGCAGAAUAAAUUACAGUCAAACAACAAGAGAUUACUCAAAGCAAAUGAUUUUGCAUUAAAAAAAUUCUUUGGAAUUUGGACUUCAAAGUUCAAUGUGACGAAAGAGCAGUUACUAGUGGCCCAAACGCACCAUAAAAAGAUCGCUUAUAAGCCUGUGUUCAAGGCACUAGUUGAAAAGAAGGCCGCUAUUGACACAUCAAUAGCUCUUGCCGAUACUUUCGCUUCGGAAACAAAAGCCAAAGUUCACUUCUUGUUACUAAAAUUAACCUUUGAUCUGUGGGUUUCCAAGUUGAAUGAUUCAUACUCAAGCCACACUUCUUCUGUCAAAAAUAACUCUGAAGUGGUACUGCGACACAUUGAACUGAACACCAUGAGCUCCAAACUUAAGCAUCUCCUCACUACUGAAAAGCAAUUUGUCCUAUCUAAAUUCAUGAGAAAAAUUAUCUUGAAACAUCAGCUAAACAAGAUUAUGCAGUCGGUGUAUAUCAAGAACCUGAAGCAUAUCUUACGAGUGUUCUUCCAAUUGUGGAGAAAGGUGAGAGUUAUGAAUGAAGUGUUAAAUUCUUACAAUGCUCGAAAGAGUCGAUCGCUCAAGCGAGAAUUCUGGAACUUGUGGGUAGGAGAGCUAGCUGUUAAAAGCGCACAACUUACGUUUAGGAGAGAGAGAUUGUUGAAAUGGGCGUUCAACACUUGGAAAGCAAAUUUGACUUCAAGACAGAAAGAUCAGGCUUCUUUGAAAAAGCCAGUGCUUACAGUGUUCCUCCAGAAGUGGAAGUUGAGCUUCCAGUUACUGCUUUGGAAGAAAGAAAAGGACCACGCUCAGAUGAAGAAUUUCCUUUCGGCUAUGAGACGCAAGCAAGGACAAAAUCAAGAUAAAGCUGAAUUAGCGCUUCAAUUUCACGAUGAAGCGUUAAGGAAAAGAGCUUUUGAAGCCUGGAAGAUGAAGAAUAUUUCUGUUCGCCAACGGCUUCAAGACUCAGACACUUUUGUGCUUCGUAAAUUUUCGUCCAAGUGGUUGUCCCAAUACUCCAAAGUCCAAGAUAUGGUCUCUCUAGAAACGAAACUCGGUACUAUUUCCGACAGACUAAUCACCAAACUAUAUCUCAAAUUAUGGGUGCAAAAGCAACAAGAAAAGUACUCCUUGUACAUCGAUGAAAAGGUCAAAUUCUUUGAGCGCCGUGUUCAAGGGCCAUUGGUUGUAUCCAGAUUCUUUCGUCAUUGGGUAGACCAAUUGAUAAUUAGAAGGAACCAAGAGAUGGAAAUGGAGCAAAAAUGCAUUUCUUUUCAGCGUCAUAGCGAUACUUUAAAGUCAUACUUACACCACUGGCGUGAGUCAGCAUUGGCGAUCGAGGAACUUGAAGAUGAUGCGAUCGAAUUCGAACUGAAAAUGCUAAUGAAGAAGGCUCUAGUAAUUUGGUACGAACGGUAUACAAGCAACGUGCAGUUGACAGACCUUAGCAACGAUUUCAGGGAUCAACGAGAAUUUUCAAAGCUGAGAGAAGUCCUCAACGUCUGGUCCAUGAAGGUGCUCAAAUACGUUAAACGAAACGAGCAGAGUUGUACUUUGUUCAUCGAAAAAUGGGAUCAAGCAAGAAAAAGAGAUUUCUUUGAUUUGUGGAGAUCGAACCUACUAGCCAGCCGCAACGUCCGCGACGACGAUGGUGAUACUACAAUGUCCAAUCAGUCUCCUCUAGCGAGUAAGUCGACAAGAAAUUUAACGGGAAGUCCUAGCUAUCUCAAUACGCCUCUCAAGAGGUCACCACCAAGAAACCUCAACACCUUUUCUUCCUCAAGAUUAGAGUCAACGACUUUAAGAGUCAAAUCUCAACGAAUAAGUGCACUCAAGCGACGCUUUGAAAGUGCAAAGAGUAGCAGCGAAAGGGAUGCUCGAGACUCUCGGCGAGUAUCUGAGAGCUAUCAGCAAAACUACGUCAGACUUCUGCCUCCAAAAGUCAGGAAUUCUUACAGAUCAAUUCUGCCUCCAGAGCCGCCCAACUUCGACAUUAAGCGAAACAAAUACGCCGGCUGGGUCCGAAUCCCAUGGAUGAAAUGUCAAUUAUAG